UCACCGCAGUCUUCCACUUGCCUUCUGUUCAGGACACACCGGCACACCGAGAGCACGCACACCGGGAGCUGCACAAUGGAUGUCAUAGGGGCUUCAUCCCGCAGAAGAGUGCUCGAGACACGGGGCAUCCGCGCCUCCCCAUCUGCCAGCCUCAGGUCGCACUCCUGGUCUCAGAGAGCCCCCGGCUCCACGUCCAUGUCCUACAAAAGAACCACCAACGUGCCAGCAAGCAGGGCAUACACGAGCGCGUCCGCAGCAGUGUUAGCCACGCCAGGCAGCCUAGAGCUCUCAUCCGCGGCCAAUGCCGACCAUGCGCGCAACAACGAGAAGGAACAGCUUCAAGGGCUGAAUGACCGAUUCGCCAGUUAUAUCGAUAAAGUCCGUUAUCUGGAAGAGCAGAAUAAACUGCUGGAGACUGAAAUUCAAGAACUCCGGCAGAGGAAGUUCACGCAGUCACAAUAUAGUGAUGCAUUCGACCAAGAGCUGAGCGAACUCCGUUCCACGCUAGAGCAGCUGCACAGAGAGAAGGUUCAGAUCAUUGUUGAUGCAGAUAACAUCGAGGAAGACAUUCACCGUCUGAAAAAUCGCUAUGAGGAUGAAGCACGCCUUAGAGAAAAAACGGAGAUUGCAAUCCGGGAACUGAAGAAGGAAAAAGACGACUCGGUUCUGAUUAAAUCGGACCUGGAGAAAAAAGUUCAGUCUCUCUUGGAUGAAGCAGACUUCCUGCGCAGUAACCACGCAGUGGAGGUCAGCGAACUUCUUGCUCAGCUCCAGGAGGCGCAGGUGCCUGUGGAUAUGAGGGAGUUCAGUAAAACGGACAUCACCUCCGCGCUCCGGGAAAUCCGCGCGCAACUGGACGGCUUCUCCUCACAAAACCUGCAUCAAGCGGAGGAGGUGUUCCAGUGCCGCUAUGCCAAACUUUCGGACGCAGCAGAUCAGAACAAGGACGCGAUCAAAUCUGUUCGGGAUGAGAUUGCAGAUUAUCGCCGGCAGUUGCAGGUGAAGAAUGUCGAACUGGAGGCUCUCCAUGGCACGAAGGACUCCCUGGACAGACAGCUGAAUGACACUGAAGACCGGCAUAGCAACGACCUAGGCAGCUACCAGGAGAUGAUCCAUCAGCUGGACAGCGAGCUGAAGGGAAUGAAGAGGGAGAUGUCUCACCACCUCAGGGAAUACCAGGAUCUGCUCAAUGUCAAGAUGGCUCUGGAUGCUGAGAUCGCUGCCUACAGGAAUCUUCUGGAGGGUGAAGAGACUCGCUUUAGGGGUUUUGUUGAUUCCUACCCAAGUCCCGCCUUCCCAUACCGCCAGCCAAUGACCUCCAAAGCAAAGAAAGAGGACAAACAGGCAGACCUGAACGAGGACCUGGCCGCCGUAACAGAGGAGCUUCAGGCAGAGGGGGGUGAGGAAGAGGAGGGGGAUGAGGAAGAGCAGGAGGCUGUGGAAGAAGAGGUGGCUGCCUCCAAGCAGCCUAAAGUGAGUGCUACACCCCCUACAGGAGAGGAGGAGGAUGGUGAUGAGGAGGAGGCAGAGGAGGAAGAGUCAGAGAUUGAGGAAACAGAACUGACCAGUUCCAAAGCCCAUAAGACUGAGACUGAACAACAGGAAGGAGAGGAGAAGCAGGAAGAAGAGGGGGAGAUGAAGAGUGAUUCAGAAGGAGAGGAGAAGAAGAGUGAUACAGAGAAAAAGGAGAAGAAGAGUGAUACAGAGAAAGAGGAGAAGAAGAGUGAUUCAGAAGGAGAGGAGAAGAAGAGUGAUACAGAGAAAGAGGAGAAGAAGAGUGAUUCAGAAAGAGAGGAGAAGAAGAGUGAUGUAGAGAAAGAGGAAAGGAAGAGUGAUUCAGAAGGAGAGGAAAAGAAGAGAGAUACAGAGAAAAAGGAGAAGAAGAGUGAUUCAGAAGGAGAGGAGAAGAAGAGUGAUACAGAGAAAGAGGAGAAGAAGAGUGAUUCAGAAAGAGAGGAGAAGAAGAGUGAUGUAAAGAAAGAGGAGAAGAAGACAGACGCUGAGCAGAAGAAGGAGGAGAAGGAGAAGGAGGAGGAGGCAGCUGUCACUAACGGAGAACAGAAGAGUCCCACCCAGACAGCUGGAAGCCCAAAGGAGGAGGUGGUUCUGACCCAAACCGUAGAGACCAUCACCAACGGAGAGAAGGUCGCCUCCAAGCCUGCCAAGAGCAAAGCAGCCGUUGAGGUCAAAGAGGCAAAACCCACCCCCAAGGAAGCAGCCAAGACAUCUGCCCCAGCCUCUACUGCCCCAGCCUCUAAAGAGGUGAAAGAGAAGUAA
This is a messenger RNA of Clupea harengus (Atlantic herring), 2277 nucleotides long. Its product is annotated as neurofilament medium polypeptide-like. NCBI's taxonomy places the organism in Eukaryota, Metazoa, Chordata, Actinopteri, Clupeiformes, Clupeidae. Gene Ontology annotation, cellular component: axon; neurofilament. The record is from RefSeq and is a predicted model, not a curated record. Gene Ontology annotation, biological process: axon development; intermediate filament bundle assembly. Gene Ontology annotation, molecular function: structural constituent of postsynaptic intermediate filament cytoskeleton. The transcript has 5 exons. Bases 76 to 2277 code for a protein of 733 amino acids.